AUGUUUGAAUUAACUGGAUUUUUAGCUUUUCCGAUAUACAGCAAUAUACACACAAUAGAUAACUCAACUAGUUAUUCAUUUAAAGAUACAAAUAUGGUCCAAUUCCGUCUUAUGUUAAAAAACCGAUUUUCAUUAUUAUUUUUGACAUUCGUUAUAAUAUGUAUCACAUAUAUAGUUUCUGCGUUUGAAGCGAAACCCUCACUUGGUCUAAUUCCUUCACCUGAUAUACCCGGUAUUCCAAAAGAAGGAAAUGAUUAUUCAAAGUUGUUGGCCUAUUCUUUAUAUUUCUAUGAAGCACAAAGAAGCGGAAUUUUACCUAAGAAUAAUCGAGUAUCUUGGAGACAUAAUUCUGCACUUGAUGACGGGAAGGAUAGAGGCGUGAACUUAACAGGAGGUUAUUAUGAUGCUGGCGAUUACUUAAAAUUUACAUUACCAUUAUCAUGGUCACUGUCUCUCAUCUCAUGGGGUGCGAUCGAAUGGUUUGAAGGAUAUCAACUUUCAAACCAAACUGAAUAUCUUCGUGAAAUGGUCAAAUGGGGAACAGAUUGGUUAAUAUCAGCUCAUCCUAAGCCCAAUCAACUCUUCAUUCAAGUUGGUUCACCUAAAAUUGAUAAUAAUUAUUGGGGCCCUGAUACUAAUAUUCCGAAACCACGUCCUGCUUAUGAUAUUAAUUCAACAGCACAUGGCACAGAAGUUGCUGCAGAAGCGGCUGCAGCUUUUGCUUCCUCAGCAAUUUUAUUUCAAGACUUUUUUAAUGACACUUCUUACGCCAAAACAUUAAUAUCUCAUGCUAUAAGCGUUUAUGCUUAUGCAGAAAGUCAAAAGUUAACUUUGUCUUCGUCUACAGUUAUUAAAGAAGCCAGGGGAUAUUAUACUCCAAAAUUCUUUGACAAAUUGGCUUAUGGAGCUAUUUGGUUAUACCGUGCCACUUAUCAGUCUCAAUACUUGGAUAAGGCAGUAAAUUACUAUAACCAAUAUAAAAAAAUAUCGCAUGAUAUAGAAAUUAUGACAUGGGGUGAUCAAAUAGGUUCUUGUAAUAUUUUAUUUGCUCAGAUAUUUGAUAAAUCAAAUGCAAAUUUCUCUUUUUGGAGUAGUGAAGCUGAACAUUAUUUAGACAAUAUAUUGACAAAUACAAGCGUUUGUAACUUUACAAGUGGUGGACUUUUAUGGUGUGAUGAUAGUAUAACUUCAAUACCUACUUCCCUAAAUAGUGCCUUUGGAUUUCUUAUGUAUUCUGCUUAUGCAUCUACCAUAGAAAAAGCUAAUAUAUAUAGAAACUUUGUAUACUCUCAAAUUAAUUAUAUAUUUGGUGAUAAUCCUAUGAAAAUGUUUUAUAUUGUAGCUGUUCAUCCAAAUUCUCCUAAAAAUCCUCAUCAUGCUGGCGCACAUGGUGGGACAAAUGUAGAAAACUUGAAUGACCCACCUGAGACAAAAUAUCCUUUAUAUGGUGCCGUUAUAGGUGGUCCAAGUAUGAAUGAUUCAUAUCUCGACUCAAGAUCAAAUUAUAUUCAAUCUGAGGUUGCUCUUGAUUAUAACUCCGCAUUUCAAGGAAUAAUGGCGUAUUACGUUAUGAAUAUUAUAAACACGUAUAAUAUUCCAAAUCCUCCAUCGCCGUAUGAACCAAUAAAUCCAGUUUUAUCAACAUUUCAACAUCAAAAAAUUGUAAUUAUAGGUGUUAUCUGUAGUGUUUUCUUUCUGUUUUUAGUUUUAAGCAUAAUAGUUUACAAGUAUAUAAGGAAUAAUCAAAAAGGAUCAAGUAAUCUUGAGGGAAACAAUAGGAAAGAUCCAAGUGAUCUUAAGAGAAACAGUCUGGAGAGGACCAAGUGA
Cetraspora pellucida is the source of this 1827-nucleotide messenger RNA. Lineage: Eukaryota; Fungi; Glomeromycota; Glomeromycetes; Diversisporales; Gigasporaceae. The record is from the annotation of a GenBank genome assembly.